AGAGAGAGAGAUGGACAGCUACUUCAGAUUCCUUCCCACUGAAGAGGAACUGGUGAGCCACUACUUGAGGGAGAAGAAACAGGUUGACCACAUCAUCCCUGAGAUUGAUAUCUGCAAGCACGAGCCUUGGGAUGUUCCUGGGCUGUAUGCAGGGCUGUUCACAGAGCCAGAGUCGCCAUAUCAGGAUAUGUUCUUCUUCAGCCCAAGGGUUUACGAGUACAACAACAGCGCUCGCAUCGAAAGGACCACUGCGCUAGGCUUCUGGAAAAUCACAGGCAAAGAACGUGUGAUCAAGGCUCGAGGGUCCACCGGGAGAAAGAAGACCUUGACCUUCUAUGAAGGUCGUGUGCGUCAAUCGAAGAAGACCAACUGGGUCAUGUACGAGUAUUAUCUUGUUGAAGAUGAAGCCAACCCUAAUCCUACGCUGGCCCAGCAGAGGGAUUUUGUUCUCUGUCGCUUGAAGAAAAAAGCAGAUGAUAAGAAGCAUACUUCAAUCUAUGCUGAAGCUGAACCUGCAUGUGAUGAAUGACAAUGGAUUUCUGAGGAAUUUCCUCGGCCAGAAAAACUAGAAUUUAUCUUUCCUGCACUUCAGCUACAGGAUUACAUGCUGCAGAUGGACACACGAUGUUUAGCAAUGAAAAUAACUAUAUUACUUGUAUGACUGCUCCUGCUGGCUGCUGCUACAUGACCUUCUGGAGUCUCAUGUAUAUGUAUUAGUAUUAUAGAUUAUACACUCGACCCUCUACAACCGAAUAGUAUAUGUAUUGGAUCCAUUUUUCUUUUCAAUUGUAUUAGUAUUUUAAUUCU
Messenger RNA from Prunus avium (sweet cherry), 807 nucleotides. Its product is annotated as protein NTM1-like 9. NCBI's taxonomy places the organism in Eukaryota, Viridiplantae, Streptophyta, Magnoliopsida, Rosales, Rosaceae. The record is from RefSeq and is a predicted model, not a curated record. Gene Ontology annotation, biological process: regulation of DNA-templated transcription. Gene Ontology annotation, molecular function: DNA binding.